AUGACCCUCAUAAGCCUGCAUGGUAAUGAUACCGAAUCAUCUGCUCUUAAUUCCAUCCCGCACGCCAGACGACAGGUCGUGUACCAGGGCAGCCUUGCAUCAGUUAUAGCUAAGAUCGACGCCCACAAGUCGACAGUGACAGAAAUGAGAGAGGAUCAAACACCCCGCAUAGUUACCAUCACCGGAAGGGCCAUCCACCUAUCUGUACCGGAGAAUCUCGAUCCAUGUGCCUUGGAUGUGGCCGACCUAUUGGUGGAGGACGUGACCACUCUGCAACUAUGCGGGCUCGCCGCGCAGUCGCCGAUGUCGAGUCCUGAUUUCAUUGUACUUGCCAUGUCCCGUAUGAUCCUCCACGACCAGUUCUGGGGUACUCUUGCCAGCACGUUGAGCCUUCUCGAACAGAGAUAUUCGGUCACUCAGCGGCCGGCCUCGCUGAGUGGUCCGGAGCAAUACGGAGAACGAUCCUCCUUGCCCCCCAUGCCAUGCAAAACCACAGUGGAUUGUGAUACCUUCGCCGACCUUCCGGUGACCCACCGGUUGGACAGGCAAUUGGAAGCUAAUACCGAAAUACCCUCUUCAGGUCCGGACAGCCCUCACCUGGCUCAAUCUGGCUUAGAAGACAAAACGUUUUAUGGGCAAAGCCAGAGUACAGGCCCUCCAGGUUGCAACCAUCAUCUCCUGAAUUAUUGGGGAAUUUUCGAAAGGAAACCAGGACUCAGCCGAUCCGCCUGCAUUGGUAGUCUAGAUAAUAGUUAA
Molecule: messenger RNA, 756 nt
Organism: Aspergillus tanneri
Lineage: Eukaryota; Fungi; Ascomycota; Eurotiomycetes; Eurotiales; Aspergillaceae
Exons: 2
Coding region: 1-756 (251 amino acids)
Source: RefSeq, a predicted model, not a curated record